UUCCACUCCACCUCCCCGCAACCGGGUCCAACGACUUCACCCCCGGCCUCGCGGUCGCCCCCUCCUCCCGCGCGCGUCCCGCUCCCCCCCGAUCUCUCCACCACCAGCCGCCGGCGCCGGCGAGGCGCGGCCGCGGGCCAUCGAUGAAGGCCUCCUCCCACUCGCAGGGGGCGCAGGCUGGCCGGCGGCGGCGCUGGGGGUGGCUUCUGCCGCUCCUCGUCAGCGCCGCCUUCCUCGCCGAGAUCGCGUUCCUCGGCCGCCUCGACAUGGCGAAGAACGCUGAAGCGGUCGAGAGCUGGACCACCUCCUUCUACCGCCGCUCCGCCCUCUGGGGCGAGGGCUCGGAUGCGCCCCCGCGGGGCGGGGACGACGACGACGACGGCGAGAUCCGGCGGUGCGUGGAGCGGCUCGAGAAGGAGGACGCCGUGCCCUACGACCGCGACUUCGACAGGGACCCCGUGCUCGUCGGAGGCGCGGCCAAGGAUUGGAAUAAAUGCUAUGUAGGAUGUGAUUUUGGGUUUUCCGCGAGCAAGACACCUGAUGCUACUUUUGGAAUCGCUCCAGAUCCUUCCGUAGAUAGCAUCCUCAGAUCAAUGGAAUCAUCUCAAUAUUAUUCGGAGAACAAUAUUGAUGUGGCUCGACGGAGAGGGUACAAAAUUGUGAUGACAACCAGCCUUUCCUCAGAUGUACCUGUUGGCUACUUUUCAUGGGCUGAAUAUGAUAUCAUGGCACCUGUGCCUCCAAAGACUGAAGAAGCUUUAGCUGCAGCCUUUAUUUCAAACUGCGGUGCACGAAACUUUCGUUUGCAAGCCCUUGAGAUGCUUGAAAACUUGGAUGUGAAAAUCGAUUCAUAUGGUAGUUGUCAUCGUAACCGUGAUGGCAAAGUGGACAAAGUGGAAACUUUGAAGCGCUACAAAUUCAGCUUGGCUUUUGAGAAUUCUAACGAGGAGGAUUAUGUAACAGAAAAGUUUUUUCAGUCACUGGUAGCAGGUUCUAUUCCAGUUGUCGUUGGUGCUCCAAACAUUCUAGAGUUUUCUCCAGGAGCAGGUGCAAUAUUACAUAUUAAGGAGCUUGAUGAUGUUGCUUCAGUUGCCAGGACAAUGAAAAACAUUGCUUCAAAUCCUGAUGUUUUCAAUCAAUCUUUGAGGUGGAAAUAUGAUGGUCCAUCUGAUUCUUUCAAAGCUCUUAUCGACAUGGCAGCAGUUCAUUCAUCCUGUCGGCUUUGCAUACAUAUUGCUACGAAGAUUCAUGAAAAAGAGGAAAGGACUCCAAAAUUUAUGAAUCGUCCAUGUAGCUGUUCCAGCAAAAAAGAAACAGUUUUUCACUUAUUUGUCAGAGAGAGAGGGCGGUUUAAGACAGAGAGCAUUUAUCUGAGAUCGGGCCAAUUAACUCUGGGAGCUUUGGAGUCUUCAGUGCUUGCUAAAUUUAGAUCCCUCAAUCAUGUUCCUGUAUGGAGGGAUGAAAGACCACCGAGUAUUAGAGGUGGGAACGAGUUGAAGGUACACAGAAUUUAUCCAAUCGGUCUAACCCAAAGGCAGGCAUUGUACGGUUUCAGGUUUAGAGAUGAUUCUGAACUUGAGCAAUAUAUUAAAGAUCAUCCCUGUGCAAAGCUUGAAGUAAUUUUUGUAUGACUAUGCUCUAGGCAUACCUUUACCCCUAUUCUUACCAAACUUCUCCGUGUGCGAGUUUCGGCUGUACUGUAAUCUAGGGUGUUUUGGGUAGCAAUGAAACUCAUGCUAGUACAGAUCAUUCUCCCGGGUGUAAAUUUUUAUCGACAGAAACAACAGUUACUUCAGGAACAGACAAGAAUUGACACGAGGCACUUAAUGGCAUUUUUGUAGACAACAGAAAUGAAGUGACACUCUUGUAAUGACAUUGGUCGGACUUUUUAUUAACGCCGUACACUGGCACGUUUCUGCGAA
Molecule: messenger RNA, 1922 nt
Organism: Phragmites australis (common reed)
Lineage: Eukaryota; Viridiplantae; Streptophyta; Magnoliopsida; Poales; Poaceae
Product: putative fucosyltransferase-like protein
Exons: 7
Coding region: 144-1631 (495 amino acids)
Cellular component (GO): membrane
Molecular function (GO): fucosyltransferase activity
Source: RefSeq, a predicted model, not a curated record